Molecule: messenger RNA, 1395 nt
Organism: Ambispora leptoticha
Lineage: Eukaryota; Fungi; Glomeromycota; Glomeromycetes; Archaeosporales; Ambisporaceae
Source: the annotation of a GenBank genome assembly
AUGUGGGAAAUUAAAACCGCGAAUAUAGGCAAGCAUAUUCUAAAAAUAGACGAUAAUGCUGCUCAUAUUAAUGGUUGGCUUACGCUAGUCACGGUUCUUACUUCAGCAUUAGAAGCAGCAUUACUUCCACUGUUGCUUUCUUUCGUCUGGAUAUUCUUAUAUAAAAGAAAACGAAGAAUCAAUGCCAGGAAACAUAUACCAAAUUUGAUGCUUUCUAAAAUCAUUGGAUUAUAUGAGUUUACUGAAGUUGUGUUUGAUAAGAUUUCCUUAUUUAAUGAUUCAGACUGUAUGUUUACAUUAUGCACUUCUCAAUUCAAGGACAACUUCGCAUUGGUAUCGAAUCUUACGACUAUACGAGAUAUUAUGCACACGCAUAAUGUAAGCAAAACGUAUUGGAAUUUAGGAGAUACCAAUUUUUUGUAUGCCGUACGCGCAAAAACUGAUGUCUCAUCUUGUAUUAUGUCGAUUGGCACAGAUGAAAGACUACUUAUUAAUUCUUCGGUAUUUUUGAAUGUAACAAGUACUUGGGGGAAACUCAAUACAGGACAUUUUGCGGGUGCAACCAAUAAUCAUAGUAUGGCUAGUGUGUUAAUAAAUGCAAACAUUGAUUUUUCUAAUAUGUCAUCCUUAGACUUACAUACCUUGAUACAGGAUAGUUGUGACAUACCUAUGAAUAUGUUUUACAUUUCUCCUAAUUUUUCUUCUGACGUUGUAGAGAUGGCUAAGUCGUUAGAAGAUGCUGGAUAUCAUAAAGAUCCUUGGCGAUAUGCUCACGUGUGCAUGGUAUCACUCAAUUGUUCAGCACAUUUAGAGUGGAAACAGAUGCGAAUAUCCGGAAAUACGCCAGAUACAACGAAAAUAUUGGAAGAAACGAAUUUUAACAAUAGUAUUGCAAAAUUAAACGAGUUGUUUCUUCAAAAUGUGCCAGAUUAUUCUAUUGAUAAAGAAAUUAUUGGAGAAAAUGAAUAUGACAGUAUGUUAUCACAAGCAUUGGCAUCGUCUAUACAAUCUAUAAUGAACAAUGUUAGUGUUUCUGUUGAUAAAAUAGUGAACUCAGAAGCUCUAGGGCUCUGGAUAGAACUUACUGUCGUAGUAACUAUGAUCUUUUUGAUUUCUUUGAUUCUGUUGCUCAUCUACACAUCUAAAAAUAUGAAAUGGUUGUUGCCGCUUAGCUUAUUGAAUUUUGGAAUAAUAUCAAAUGCUAUUUUUAGAGAGGGAGAUCCUGAUUAUGAAAUAACCUCUUGGCCAUUUGAACUUGUUGAUUCACAUGGUGCAUAUCGUGUUGCUACAGCAAAUGAGAUUGAAGAUAAACAUUUAAAUGUACAUGUAAUUGAUAUACCCCAUCCCCUUAUUAUAGUACCAGAAAUCAGUAUUGACAUUUGGACAGGGACGUGA